Molecule: messenger RNA, 615 nt
Organism: Apaloderma vittatum (bar-tailed trogon)
Lineage: Eukaryota; Metazoa; Chordata; Aves; Trogoniformes; Trogonidae
Product: ferritin heavy chain
Exons: 3
Biological process (GO): iron ion transport; intracellular iron ion homeostasis
Cellular component (GO): cytoplasm
Molecular function (GO): ferric iron binding; ferrous iron binding
Source: RefSeq, a predicted model, not a curated record
UCCUACUACUUUGACCGGGAUGAUGUGGCUCUGAAAAACUUUGCCAAGUACUUCCGUCAUCAGUCCCACGAGGAACGUGAGCACGCUGAGAAACUGAUGAAGUUACAGAACCAAAGGGGCGGACGCAUCUUCUUGCAGGACAUCAAGAAGCCGGAUCGCGAUGACUGGGAGAACGGCCUGACUGCAAUGGAGUGUGCCCUGCACCUGGAGAAGAACGUGAACCAGUCGCUCUUAGAACUGCACAAACUGGCAACUGAAAAGAACGACCCACAUUUGUGCGACUUCAUCGAGACUCACUACCUGGAUGAACAGGUGAAAGCCAUCAAAGAGCUGGGUGACCACGUGACCAACCUGCGGAAGAUGGGGGCGCCCAAAUACGGCAUGGCCGAGUACCUCUUCGACAAGCACACCCUCGGGGACAGUGACAACGAGAGCUGAAGCCUUGCCACCAGCCGCCCCGUGGGUUUCAGCGGGACUCCCAACUCUACUGUCCAGCCGUGCAUGCAUCUUCAGCUAUCUAGAUAAACAGUUGUCAUAUUCUGUACCAAAUAUCGCCCCUCUUUUAUCUUGUGUUUUGUGUAUUGCCCUCCAUCCAAUAAAGUGACUUGGUUCGAG